Oryctolagus cuniculus (rabbit) is the source of this 5626-nucleotide messenger RNA. The record is from RefSeq and is a predicted model, not a curated record. NCBI's taxonomy places the organism in Eukaryota, Metazoa, Chordata, Mammalia, Lagomorpha, Leporidae.
CCGCUUCUCCAGGACCCGCGGCGACGACGAGCGAGCGAGAACUGAUGCCCUGAGCGGCUCCGCGGCCGGCGAGCCUGUUCCCGGGACGGCCGCUGGCAGGAGGCUGAAGCGACGGCUGCGGCGCGGGGCCAGCCCGAUUCCAUUCCUGAAAGAGAGAAACCAACACCUGGGUCAAACUCAAAAAACAAAAACAAAACCUCCCAAGACAACAGAGCUGGGAUUAAGGGAACUGCACGCCGACCCAGCAUGGAGAGCCAUUCUCAGGCCUCUGUCUGCAGUGAAGGGCCAGCUCAGUCCAGCGCCGAGGGCUUCUCUCCACGGACCCCAAAGGACCCUGGAGAAGGUGACGGUUGUCUUCCAGGGAGCCAUGAUGGCCCAUUCACUGCAGGCCCGACAAAUGAGGACAACUCUCAACACUCACUGCCGGGGAAGGUGAAGAAGCUGGCGCCAAGCAGCUUGCCCAGAGUCACGCAACACAGCAUUGCCCAGGGCCAGGGCUCCUGACACCUGGAGCAGAGGCCUUCACCUAACAUCGUCAGUUCCAUCUCAAGAAACAAUGUGAUCUCCAGAGAGUGAAGCAGCAGCAAGCACAGAGUUUGCACAGGCUGAAAAAAACAGAUCUCACUUCUGGAGCCGGCACUGUGGCACAAACCGUUGAGGCCCUGCCAGCAACACGGGGCAUCGGCAUCACAUAUCCAGCGGCAGGCUCCUCUUCCGACCCAGCGCCCUGCUGACGCACCCGGAGGCUGAACGCGCAGCACAGCAUCAGUCCUGUCCUGACCCCACAGAGAGGGGCAGGAAAUAACCCUGCUGUUUGAAAAAGUGGAGGUUACACAUCAGUUGUUUUCUUCAUUGGAGAGGCAGAGACAGACAGAUCUCCCCAAAUGAGCACAAUGACCAUGACUGGGCUGGGCCAAAGCCACGAGCCCAGAACUCUAUCUAGGUUCCCCGGUGGGUGGCAGAAAAGCCAUCACCUACUGUCUCCCAUAAUGAAUAUAUGGGAAGCUGGAGGGGAAGUGGAGGAACCAGGCACCCAGAGAUGGGAUGUGGUGUCCCAAGCAGCUACUUAACCCCUCUGCCCAGUGCCGGCACUUUCAACGUGAUUUUUUUUUUUUUUUUUUUUUGAGAGGUAGAGUUACACACAGUGAGAGAGAGAGACAGAGAGAGAGGUGUUCUAUCCGGGUUCUCUUCUCCAAAUGGCCGCAAAGGCCGGAGUUGUGCUGAUCUGAAGCCAGGAGCUGGGUGCUCCUUCCAGGUCUCCCGUGUGGGUACAGGGGCCCAAGGACUUAGGCCAUCUUUUACUGCUUUCCCAGGCCAUAGCAGAGAGCUGGAUUGGAAGAGGAGCAGCUGGGACUAGAACUGGCGCCAAUAUUGGAUGCCGGCACUGCAGGCAGAGGAUUAACCUACGGUGCCACGGCGCUGGCCCCUCAAUGUGCUUCUUAACUGGGACAAGUGGAAGACAGAGGGAAGGCCACUGGGGCAAACUCACUGGGCCUUCUCCCAAGACACCUCCUUUCAGAAGCAGAGAAACCUCAGCAAGCAGAGGAAGAGAGCCUGCUAGGGCUGGGGGAGCCGUUUUCUCUUUGUUUAACAUUCAUUCAUUCAUUUGAAAGGCAGAAUGACAGACAGAGGGAGAGACAGAGACGGGUCUUCUAUCUGCUGGCUUAGUCCCCAAAUACACACAACAGCCAGGCCAGACCAGGCUGACAUCAGGAGCGGGACCUGCCACAUGGGUGGCAGAAGCCCGAGUACUUGGCCAUCUUCUGCUGGCUCCCAGGAUGCAUCGGCAGGGAGUAGCUGGCCAUAUUCUGCGGCUUUUCCAGGCAUGUUAGCAGGGAGCUGGAUCAGAAGUGGAGCAGCUGGGACUUGGACCAGUGCCCACAUGGGAUUCCAGUGAUGCAGGGGCCAGCCUAACCAGCUGUGCCACACCGCCAGCCUUGCCAUAAAAAUGUCUAAACGCUUUCUUUUCUGGGCUCGUCUUGUCACAGGACAGCACCCAUUUGCAGACUGACACCCCUCCUAGCCCAUUCUUUGAGUGCACUGCCCUCAAGAAGCCUAGGGGCCGCUUUCCCACCCAAACCAGGUCCAGGGUGCUGGAAAGGGCACAGGAUAAUGAGACAGACGGUGGCUUGUUGCCUGCAAUUUGCUCCUCAAUUUCUCUGGCCUUCUUCGCCCAGGCUUAGCAAACAGCUUCACCAGUCAAGAAAGACCUCAACCCCUUCAUCACCACCCCCACCCGACCUAAUGAUGCCACAAAGUCCCUCGCAGAAGACGACCCAGUAUCAUUCAUUCAUUCAGGCACUUCCGGCUCCUGCCGGAGGAACUAUAGCUCCAGUGUCACAUGGUAGCCAGGAAGAAAAGCCCUGCCAUGGCCGGCCCAGAGGCCGAGUCUCAGACACAAGCACUUGGCAACCCGCACUCGCGGAUGGCAGGACGUUCACCAGCGCUUGCUCUGGGACGCGGUGGUGGGAGCAAGCCCCGCCACUGCAUCGCAGCUCAGUCACCCGGGGAGGAGGUGCACAGCGUACCCCCUUGUUCGGGGAACUGAGCAGGAAGACCCCCAAAUGCAGAUCCCCCAAGCUUGUUAACACCGGGGGAGGAAGGCAGGGCAAAGGGCAGGGUCUCACCGACAAGGAGGACGCCGGGGCCGGGGCACAGGUGACCCCCUCCAGGGUUCUGAGGAAUGGGCCCUCAGCCGCAAAGGGGCAGAAACUGCCUUGGAGGCACAAGGUGGGAGGAAGCUUCAGCCCCUUCUCUGGGCGGGGAGAGGGCAGGGCUGGCUGGGCGGGGCUUCCCUUGGGGGCGGGGCUGGCCCUCCUCCCUGGCCCCCCAUUGGGUCAGUGACUCCCGCAGCCCUGCCCCUGAAGGACAAAUAAGAAGAGCUGUUGUUUUUCGCCCCCACCUUGGCUAUUCAGAGUCCCCCACAUAAAUACUGAGGGGGCUGCUGCCCGCUCCCUGCUUCUCUGGCUGUGGCCCUGAGCCACACCUGCUCCCCUGCGGUGGGCAGGGCCAUGGGAGACCUCGUUCUGCUCUGGGUGGCUGUGGGCAUGUGCAGUGCCACCUUCCGUGCCUCUGCCUGGUCAGUGAACAAUUUCCUGAUAACUGGCCCUAAGGCCUACCUGACCUAUACUACCAGCGUGGCCUUGGGGGCCCAGAGCGGCAUUGAGGAGUGUAAGUUCCAGUUUGCUUGGGAACGUUGGAACUGCCCGGAAAAUGCUCUCCAGCUCUCCACCCACAACAGGCUGAGAAGCGCCACCAGAGAGACUUCCUUCAUUCAUGCCAUCAGCUCAGCUGGAGUCAUGCACACUAUCACCAAGAACUGCAGCAUGGGCGACUUUGAAAACUGUGGCUGCGAUGAGUCAAAAAACGGGAAAACAGGAGGCCAUGGCUGGAUCUGGGGAGGCUGCAGCGACAAUGUGGAAUUUGGGGAAAGGAUCUCCAAACUCUUUGUGGACAGUUUGGAGAAGGGGAAGGAUGCCAGAGCCCUGAUGAAUCUCCACAACAACAGGGCCGGCAGGCUGGCAGUGAAAGCCACCAUGAGAAGGACCUGCAAGUGUCACGGCAUCUCGGGGAGCUGCAGCAUCCAGACCUGCUGGUUGCAGCUGGCUGACUUCCGGGAGAUGGGCGACUACCUGAAGGCCAAGUACGACCGGGCGCUGAAAAUCGAGAUGGACAAGCGGCGGCUAAGAGCUGGGAACAGCGCCGAGGGCCACUGGGCGCCCACAGAGGCCUUUCUUCCUAGUGCAGAGGCCGAGCUGGUCUUUCUAGAGGAGUCGCCAGAUUACUGCACCCGCAAUUCCAGCCUGGGCGUCCAGGGCACUGAGGGCCGUGAGUGCCUGCAGCACAGCCACAACACCUCCCGGAGGGAGCGACGCAGCUGCGGGCGCCUGUGCUCCGAGUGUGGGCUGCAGGUGGAAGAGAGGCGAACCGAGGCCACCAGCAGCUGUAACUGCAAAUUCCACUGGUGCUGCACGGUCAAGUGUGACCAGUGUAGGCAUGUGGUGAACAGAUACUACUGCACCCGCUCCCCAGGCACGGCCCAGUCCUGGGCUAAGGGCAGUGCCUGGUAACAGCCCACACGGACUCACUUGCUCAUUGCACGACUGUGGAGGGGCACACAGCUUCUCUCCUGGAGACAGCAGAUUGGGAAUCAAUCGGAACAUCACCGGGUUGGUCUGCGGGGCAAGUGGUAUCCACUAGAGGAGGGCAAACGGGACCCAAGGGUAUACGGCAUAUUCUUGGUAGAGCCGAAAUUGGAGCCCGGGCCUUCUGACCCCACUUCACCUCACCUGCAAGUCACUUCCUGGUCUUUGGGCCUGGAUUUAUGCACUUGCCCUGGAAGGGGGAAGAGGGGGUAGGGGCUGGGAGAUAUCCAGAGUACUUGUUCCCUUAAACUUCAGACCACACCCAACCCACUUGUCAGGUAGGACUCCUGGUGGAGCAACCUUCCCUUGCUCAUGAAUUUGACCAAUAACAACUUCAUGCAGAUAAAUGAGGUGGAGACCACAAAUGCCUUUCAGGAGCUUUUUAAAAUGUUGGGGUUUUUCACCUGAUUAUGCACUUUUAAAAACUUCUUCCCAUUCGAACUUGGGGAAAAUCAGUACCCAACAUAACUAGGGGGCUUGUCCACCACCUCUGCAGCCAAGGGGAGGGAAUGGAGGCAGAGGGUGGGCAGGUGACUGCGACUCCUCCAGACGAGCUGUAAAAUGACCCUGAUUUGUAUUUUCCCAGGUUGGGAACUCAACUUUAUUUUAAAAUAAAUGCUUCUAGGAUAGAUCCCUCAAGGACAUUUUGUCAGUACCUUUGGCAAUCUUAGGAUAAGAAAGGGAAUGGGAAACUCUGUAUUCCAAUUAUCCAUCAAGCUAAGGGGCAAACUAGACAUAGCCAACCCCCUUGAAUUCAAUGUUUGACAGAUUGUGAAGCCGAGACCCAAGCACUGACCCACAGGAAAACAAUACAGACUCCCCAGAUUUAGAAGGUGCUAUUGUAAUGCAAUCCAAGCAACUUGGGGAAUAAGGAAGCCCUUUGAACUUGGGUAACAUUCAAAGUGUGUUUGCUCUCUGAACUUGGGCUUCCCGGGGUGUCUGUACACCCAGACCAGGGCCCUAGGACCGGAGACCUGAAGAGUUGUGGAUUCCACUGUCCUCAUUUACACUUCUAUAUCUUCCAUUGGUAAUCUUUCAAGGAAGGGUAGUUGCCACAAGAAGAGAGCCUCGAGGGCUCAGCCCCUGGUUUCCUAAGUCUGAAUAUUUCAGCCUGGAGACUUUGCCGUCUGCAAGGGCUUGCGCCCUGCAGGGAGGCUGAAUAAACAAGCCAGGGAUCACCUUGAGUGCGGUAGCACCCCAUCCUAUUGUUCUAAGGUAGAAAACAAUUUUACUGUUCAACCAUAGGAUAAAUUAGACCAUGGCUUCCGGAGGAGUAUUAACUACUAAAAUAAUAUUCUUGAUAAAUACUUUGUAACAUGGAAAAUGCUCAUGAUAUCAUUAAGUGAACACAGCUGAUUACAAAAUAGCAUGCUCAGGAUGAAUUAUUUUUGUUCUUAAAUAAGAAAAUGCCCAAUAAUAAAAUAGUUUGUUUUCCCUUUUUUAAUUUGUCUAUAAUAAACAUUCUUUGCCAUCAGAAAGAA